ACCAUUUGAUCGAUAUCGUCUCUCAAAUGAACAUCGAACUGGUCGUGGAACAUCUAUUUCUUUUGAUUUUGGUAAAGAUCUCUCACAUGACUUUCUUUCGUAUGCAUCAUCAAAUAACAUAUCACUGGAACAUCUUGCACUUGCUACUUAUUAUGUGCUUUUAUUCAAAUUAACGAAUGGAGAAAAAGAUUUAUGCAUUGGUAUAAAUACACAUGGUCGAUAUAAAGAUGAACUGCACUCUAUCAUUGGAAUGUUUGUGAAUGCUAUACCUUUGAGAUGUCAACUCGAUCCUCAUUUAUCAUUUCAUAGAAUCACUAAGCACGUUCAAGAUAACAUGAUAAAUUGCAUUAAGUAUUCAUAUUUUCCUCUUCAACGUAUUCUCAAUCAACAUCCAAAUAUAUCAAAUCCUGUGUUUCUUGAUACAUCAUUUGACUUUCUAUUAUCUAUGACAAAAGAUCAGGAAAAUGAAAUAAUGAUUGGUGACAGUCGAUUUUCUUUACUACCUUUUUCAAUUAAGAUUAGUGAAGAUGAAAUAAUGAGUAAAUUUGAUUUUAUUCUGAGUUUUCAACAUGAUCUGAAUCUAAAUGAGUUCUCAUGUACCAUUAAUGCUUCCGUUGAUCUAUUUAAUGCUGAAACAGUUUGUAUAAUUGCACAAAAAUUACAGACAAUGUUACAUCAACAAUUCACAUCUUUUAAUAGUCAAAUAAAUAAACCUGUUCAUGAAUUAUCAUUAACAUUAUCAAAUGAACAAUAUCUAAUGCAAUCAUUGAAUAAUACACAAACAUCAUUUUCAUCUCCUCUCACUUGUAUUCAUCAUGAGUUUGUGUAUCAAGUCAUGAAACAUCCACAAAAACUAGCUGUUGAACUAGAUGAACAAUCAUUGACAUAUUGUGAACUCUUGUAUUAUGUUCAAAUAUUAUCUUUAACUCUUCUUAAUGAAUAUCAUGUGUCUCCAGGUGAGGUUGUGUGUCAAUGUGUUGAGCGAAGUCUGUCCAUGGUGAUUGGUAUUAUGGGAAUUGAAAUGGCAGGUGGUGUAUAUUGUCCAUUGUCACCUCGGGAUCCAGAACAUCGUUUGCAUGCACUUACACAGCAAACACAAAGUCGUCUUGUUCUUGUUCAUGAUUUAACUAAGACUAAAUUCGAUGACGCUAUUAUUUCACUUGAUGUUGAUUCAAUAUUAAUUAUUAACGCUCUGAAUAGUGACAUGGAUUCUAACUGUCUUUCAAGUGCGAUAGUGAACGGUGGAAAGAUAGCCUAUAUUAUUUUCACUAGUGGUUCAUCUGGUAUUCCGAAAGCGGUUCAACUGAGACAACAGAAUUUCAUCAAUUCAAUAUUAGCUUUGGUUCAGAUUGAUACACUACACGAAAAUGACACUGUGAUUCAAAUAGCUAGCUCAACGUUUGACGCGCAUGUACAAGAAACUGUAGGAUCUCUAAUCUGUGGUGCGACAAUAGUCAUGCUACAUCCGCAAGGUGAAUCUCUGUCACCAACUUUCAUCAAAAUACUGAUGUUGUGUGUUGCCCAAUCCUGUCGAAUUUGGAAUUUUUAUGGUCCUGCGGAAGCCACACUUGGAACUUCAUGUCAUAUAAUUGAUGUGACCUCUCCCAUGCAGGAUCUUCCAAUUGGCAAACUACUACCUCGUUAUAUAUGCUUACUUCUAAACAACUUCUUGCAACCUGUUAUGAUUCAGGAAGGAGGAGAACUACUAGUGGGAGGACUAGGUGUCUUUGCUGGUUAUUUUGGUCGUAUGGACUUAACUGCAAAAGCUCUCAUUGAAAUAGAUGGCGAACCAUUUUAUCGAACAGGUGAUCUUGUUAGAAUGGAUAGCAAUGGUCUUCUACAUUAUCAAGGAAGAAAAGAUCAUCAAAUCAAACUUCAUGGACAACGAAUUGAACUUGGUGAAAUUGAACGAUGUUUACUUAAUAUUACAUCUAUAUCUGCUUGUGUUGUCAUGAAAUGGAAUGAUGAUUAUUUAGUUGCAUAUGUUCAAAGUUCUGAUGCUAAUGAACAGGAAUUGCGUGAACAUUGUCAGUCUCAUCUUCCACCACAUAUGAUACCAUCAAUAUUUAUUAUACUUGAUAAAUUACCUUUGAAUGCAAAUGGAAAAGUAGACAGAAAACAACUUCCUUCGCCCGACUUUUCGUUACCGGCUUUGUUAUCUUCCGAUAAAUCUGAUACUCCUCUUAAUCAGUUCGAAGAACAUAUACACACUAUUUGGUGUCAAGUUCUUGGUUAUAAUAUAAGUCAAAUUUCUAAAACUACUAGUUUUUUUAGUGUUGGUGGUCAUUCACUGUUAUUUAUCCAACUUUAUCAUCAUUAUCAAUCAGUAUUUAACUUUGAUACUCUUACACUAUCGAUUGCUCCAUUUCUUCAGCAACCAACUAUAUUUCAACAUUCACAAUUACUUCAAACAGUUAUAACGAAUAAUAUCAAGGCAACACAAUGGUACACGUUACAUAUAAAUGAAGGUACUGCUUCUUUUGCUCAAGAGCGUAUAUUUCUUGAUGAACAAGUUCGUUUCUCGAGUGAUACUGCUAUCUAUAAUGAAUUGGAUACUUUACAAGUUGUUCAAGGAUCAUUAUCAUUCAUUCGUUUAUCACAAGCAUUGCAAUAUGUUUUGAGUAAACAUAAAGUAUUACGUACAUCUCUCAUGUUUAACAAUGAUAGUAGCAGUUUGAAGCAAUGCAUCACACAUAUACAUAAAACAUUCACAAUAACUAUGAAUCAAACAUUCAAAAAUGAAAACGAACUUCGAGACAUUAUUUAUCAAACGACUAUUAAUCCUCAUCUUUUCGAUUUAUCAACUGGUCGUGUUUUUCAUGCUGAAAUUCUAA
This is a messenger RNA of Adineta steineri, 2834 nucleotides long. The record is from the annotation of a GenBank genome assembly. Lineage: Eukaryota; Metazoa; Rotifera; Eurotatoria; Adinetida; Adinetidae.